AGCUCUGUAAAUGGUGUUGCUCAAGGAUAUAUAAGCGAGAGGGUUAAGGGCUCUUGGCAUUCACUCGAGUCCGCCUUGGUUUUCACUCGCCUCAACGCAGCGCAAAAGAAUAAAAAAUGGCCUUCGCUGGUGUCCUCAACGAUGCUGAAGUCAAAGCCGCCCUUGAUGGCUGCGCAGCUGCUGACUCCUUCGACUACAAGAAGUUCUUCAAGGCAUGCGGCCUGGCUGGCAAGUCCUCUGAUGAGGUCAAGAAGGCCUUCGCCAUCAUUGACCAGGACAACAGUGGCUUCAUUGAGGAGGAGGAACUGAAGCUGUUCCUGCAGAACUUCUCUGCCGGUGCCAGAGCACUCACCGACAAGGAGACCAAGACUUUCCUGUCUGCUGGUGACAGCGAUGGUGAUGGCAAGAUCGGAGUUGAUGAGUUUGCCGCCCUUGUAAAGGCAUAAAUUUCCAUUGACCAAGAACUACUUCUUUUCAUGGAACUGCGAACUCCUUGCAAGAUUCAGUAUCAUCAGCUGAAAGAAUAUUUUUUAUACCUUAUUUAUGAGUUGCCUGCGGACUGUUUCUCAACAUUCAAACACAUAUUUACUGCCUAUGUAAAUAUUAUUGUGUUAAUGUUUUGAAAAUGAUUUGUGCAAAUUGUACAACACCAAAUGCACUUUUGAGGAAGAGUGAAUAACCAGGAAUAAAUACUCUUUUGGUGUAAAGUGA
Molecule: messenger RNA, 711 nt
Organism: Periophthalmus magnuspinnatus
Lineage: Eukaryota; Metazoa; Chordata; Actinopteri; Gobiiformes; Gobiidae
Product: parvalbumin beta
Exons: 5
Coding region: 117-446 (109 amino acids)
Cellular component (GO): cytoplasm; nucleus
Molecular function (GO): calcium ion binding
Source: RefSeq, a predicted model, not a curated record